GCGGCCCGAAAUGGAUCUGUGCUGGCCUCGAUCUGCUCCGUUUAUCCAUGCGCAAGGAUUGCGAACUCUCCGCCCCUUAUCUGUUCUACUGGCACAAGCUGGAGCGCUGUAAUUAUUUUCUCCAUACUGUGAUAGAGCUCCUAGCACGUUGUGAGCCAAUAGAUGGGCGCACCUUUAAGUACUUGAUGAAACACACGGUGCCCGAUGGCGGGAAUUGGCAGAUGUUUGUGAAUCUCAUCCAGAAGUACGGUGCUAUGCCCAAGCAAUCCUAUCUGGCUAGUUGGUCGUCAACUCGAUCGCUGCAUCUCAACAAGAUGCUUAGGAGCAAGCUGCACGAGUUUAGCUGCCGACUGCAUGCGAAAUUUACAUUUGAUGGAGAUAGCCAUAUGCUGCGAUUAAUAUAUCUGGAACCCAUGAUUGAAGAGCUUUACAAAAUAAUAAGCAUUUGCUUGGGAACGCCGCCCGUUAACUUUACGUGGAGCUUAAAAGAUGAAGACCAGAGGCUAGUCUAUACACCGCUGAGCUUUUACCAAGCCAUGAUAGAGCCCUAUUUUUCACGCGAUGCGCAGGUUUGCCUGGGCCACGAUCCCCGCCUCACCUCCAUCUAUCACCGCAACUAUCACAUCGCAAACAGCUCUAACAUGAUUGACGGACUACAGCAAAGGUACAUCAACCAACCAAUGGAGAUUCUGCUGGAAGCCAUCGUAAAGUCUCUGGCAGCAGGCUCAGCUGUGUGGCUGGCCUGCGAUCUGCCAGUUUUGUAUAACACCAAGUCGGAUGUGCUUAGCCUGAAAGCGUACCACUUUGAUCAGGUUUUUGGCAUGCCCGUGGACACGGCACUUGACAAAGCCGAACGUAUGCUCUACAAGGCGACGCGUCGCAAUACAGUGCUAUUGCUGACAGAGGUCACAUUGGAUGCAAUGCGGCAGCCGUUGCAAUUUCGCACAAUGCGAAAGGCAACAGAACCGACAACCACCAAAAAGACGGAGUCCUCAGAUAGCCUGCGACUGCCGGAAGCUGUUGAUGCUGACGCUGAGGCCAAGCAGUAUGCAGUCAAGCGCAAAGUGGCCAGCGGCAAGGCUACCGUCUUAAACGUCGACUGGCUGCGGGAGUAUGCCUUCGAGAUAGUUGUCGACUCCCGCUAUGUGCCGCCAGGCGUGAUGCACGCGCUUCAAACUCAGCCCAGCGUGGAACUGCCCGUUUGGGACCCCAUGGGCGCGCUGCUCAGUUGAUGGCUGAUGAGUCCCCAGGUAGUUGUUCAGGGCUGGCACACCGUCCAAUACACUAAAUCAGCUGUCAUCAAUUUUAAAUUCUGGCAAGAAGCUGCUUCGGCUUGGCCUAAACCAAAUUCUUUGGUAUUAAAUGCGUUUCAAGAUAUUUAUUGAAAAUUGUAAUAAGUUUUUUAAUAUUAAAUGUUCUUAAUCCCAAAUCGUAACAACUCAAUUACGAUGU
Messenger RNA from Drosophila novamexicana, 1452 nucleotides. RefSeq names its product bleomycin hydrolase-like. Bases 48 to 1232 code for a protein of 394 amino acids. Gene Ontology annotation, cellular component: cytoplasm. The transcript has 2 exons. Gene Ontology annotation, molecular function: cysteine-type aminopeptidase activity. Gene Ontology annotation, biological process: response to toxic substance; L-homocysteine catabolic process; proteolysis. NCBI's taxonomy places the organism in Eukaryota, Metazoa, Arthropoda, Insecta, Diptera, Drosophilidae. The record is from RefSeq and is a predicted model, not a curated record.